CUUGAACUUCUCAAUGCCACGCCCCCUAUCUUUAAAAAUGGCGGCAGUUUUAAAUCGAAUGUUUCCUGUCUCUUCAAAAGACAUGAAAUCAGAGCAAGAUAUUCGUGACCAGCUUCCCGAAAGUAGUGCUAUUGUUGUAUUAGGUGACAGAGAUUGCUUCAAGACGUCCAUUCUGUUCCAGUGUGGUUUAAGCUUUGCUGCUGAUGGUAAACUGGUCACAUAUAUCUGCCGACAGCCAUUCGUCACAAUGCCUAUCAAAGUACACGGGCUGCCUGCUCCAUCUCCACAUACAAUGAAAAAUCUGAACUUUCAGUACGUCUAUAGCACAGAUGAACUAAUCCGUUACCUUGGAAACAUUCACCUUCAGGGGGAGCCACCAACUGUUAUAAUCAUAGAUGACUUCCAGCACUAUGUUCAACAAAUUCAGGAUGGUGGAAAGGAGCAAGCCAUUGCAAAACUUUGUGCAUUAGUCAUCGAUGCCUGUAGCUACAUUCAAACAAAAAGUGGGACAUGUCACCUGGUGCUAUCCUCUACUGACACCCAACCCUCUCAUACGACAGUCUACCAGAGAUUCAACAAAUGUCUCUGUCAUAUAACAGUGGAGGAAUCUCAUGGUGCUGAAAAAAGGUUGAAUGUUCAUCCGAUACCUUCAAAGCUACAUCUCAAACUUGUGGUAAAGGAUGAAAUCUUCCUGGACAAAAUAAUGAAAGAAACUGAAGUGACUUGACACGUGUGCUACAAACUGACUGAAAUCUAGUCGAACAUCAGUGGUGUGUAAUUAUCGGAAUUUCGUUUGGAUAUUGAAAUUAGCUGCACAGAUGGUAGGCUUCAAAAUGGAUAUUGGCAAAUCUUGUAUUUGGAGGUCAUCAUGAUAAAAUGUUGGAGAAUGUAAGGGAGUCGCAGAAUACAUGCUAACAUGUUUAGAAAAGCCUGAAAAUAGGCUCAAAUAAUUGUUUUAGUUUCUCAAUCAAGAUAAACUGAUGAAUGUUAUGUGCCUUUUGGGUGACAGUAUGGGAGUACAGAUCGUAAAAUGGACAAUGGUAUCGACAUCGUCAUGUUGGAUAUGCUCCUAACUUUAUAAAAAAGUUGUGAAUUUAGUUUAAGAGAAUAUGGGACAGUAUGUGUACAGUUAAUCUGUAUGAAGACAUUACAAAUGCCUCAGUCACAUUUUAUCUACGGCAACCGUAGCUUCCCAAAUGGAGAGAAAUAUGCAGCAUAAAAUAUAGGGAUAAGCAGUACAAUGU
Molecule: messenger RNA, 1244 nt
Organism: Owenia fusiformis
Lineage: Eukaryota; Metazoa; Annelida; Polychaeta; Sabellida; Oweniidae
Source: the annotation of a GenBank genome assembly